Colletotrichum destructivum is the source of this 1755-nucleotide messenger RNA. Its product is annotated as Putative major facilitator superfamily, MFS transporter superfamily. NCBI's taxonomy places the organism in Eukaryota, Fungi, Ascomycota, Sordariomycetes, Glomerellales, Glomerellaceae. Gene Ontology annotation, cellular component: membrane. Gene Ontology annotation, molecular function: transmembrane transporter activity. Bases 205 to 1536 code for a protein of 443 amino acids. The record is from RefSeq and is a predicted model, not a curated record. The transcript has 5 exons. Gene Ontology annotation, biological process: transmembrane transport.
ACUUCAUAUCAGCAUCCUCAUAUCAGCAUCCAAGCAAUUCUUGCAAGUCUUCUCAACAUCAAUUGUGCAACUUUUUUACCAGGCUCCAUCUAGCUACCAAACUACACACUAGAAAAAGCCAUUUUUGUUGCAUCAAGUGCAUUGGCAUAACAGUAGACUCAGAUCAACCACCUCCCACAAGCUCAUCGACCAAGAUCCCUCAACAUGGGUCUUUUUUCUGGCCGGGUUGAAGCACGUGCGGAAUCGGUGGACGAUUCUCAAAGUGAGAGCGUUCACGAUGGAAGCCAAAGCAUCCUGGGGGAAUCCAAGAGUGAAGCGGGCUGGAAGGACCCCGGUCCUCCCCCGGAUGGCGGUGUCCUCGCGUGGACUCAGGUCCUGGUAGGGCAUCUGAUCAUCAUGAAUACAUGGGGAAACAUCAACUCGUUUGGCAUCUACGAGACGUACUAUGUCGAGUUCCUCAACCGCUCUCACGCGGACAUCGCAUGGAUCGGAAGCGUGCAGGUCUUCUUGGUCUUCUUCAUUGGCACAUUCUCGGGCCGUCUGACGGAUGCGGGAUACUUCCGUCCGGUGUUUGUUUUCGGCACCGUCUUGACCCUCCUCGGCCUGUUCAUGGCCUCUCUGUCCACGCAAUACUGGCAGCUAUUUCUGUCCCAAGGAAUAUGCGUCGGUCUUGGGGCUGGGUGUCUGUUCUGCCCGGCGCUAGCGAUCGUGUCCACAUACUUCUCCAAGAGGAAGAUGUUGGCUAUCGGAAUCUGUGCAUGCGGCAGCGCCACCGGAGGCUUGGUCUACCCGGCCAUGUUCCAGCAGCUCAUCCCGACUCUUGGCUACGGGUGGACCAUGAGGGCCUUGGCCUUUGCUACGAUGGUCUGCCUGGUAGUCUCGAAUCUCCUGGCGAGACCGAGACUGCCACCCUACAGCACGGGACCCAUCGUGGAACUCGCCGCCUUCAAAGAGCUUUCGUACACCUUGUUUGCGAUUGGGAUCUUCCUGGUCUUCUGGGGCGUCUAUUUUGCCUUCUACUACCUCAGUUCGUUCGGCGUCGACAUCAUCGGCAUUCCCCAAAACGAGUCGUUCAACCUGUUCCUGGUCCUCAACGGCGUCGGCAUCAUAGGCCGCACACUCCCCGCAUACUUGGCCGACCGCUACACGGGACCCAUGAACAUCCUCCUAAUGGUCACAGUCGCCUCCAUCAUCUGUGCCUGGGCGAUGAUUGGCGUCACGUCCCGAGAAGGGCUCUACGCGUGGACAGUGGUCUACGGCAUUGUUGGAAACGGUCUCCAAGCGAUGUUCCCGGCCACACUGAGCAGCUUGACAACGGACUUGAAGAAAGCUGGAGUUAGGAUGGGGAUGAUCUUCACGAUCGUGAGUUUCUCUGUGUUGACGGGGCCACCGAUUGCUGGUCUCUUGAUCACAAGAGACAACGGCCGCUACGUGUAUGCGCAAGUCUUCGCGGCGGCGUCCAUGGUUGUUGGGUUCUUGUUCCUCUGCGGUUCUAGACUCGCGGUAACAGGCAAGGUUUUGCUCUACAAGAUCUAGCGGCUUGUCACAGCUUCUUAUGUCACUGGUGACGGUUUGGAGGCAGGUUUUCGCGAUUAACACGGUCAUGUGCCGGCGCUGUUUCCACAAUCAUCAUGUUCGGAAAAGAUUAUGAACUGGAGUUAGAGGUUUGCAUCCAUUACAGAGAUUAGACGGUUGCAUUUGGCAUUUCUCCUUUCUUCGAAUUAGCAAAAAGUAGUCAAUAAGAGGUUCCCACUC